AUGGGGGAAAAAGGAAGCCCAAACCUCCUCCCUCGCCAUGUCAGAAAUGGCAAAGACACUCAUCAGAGCAAGGCGUAUACAGAGGGAGGCAAUGGUAAACUACCACUGAGAUUACCUGCCCAGGACAGGGGAGGGAAUAAAGGCGCAAGCCUCCUACCUCGCCAUGUCAGAAAUGGCAAUGACACUCAUCAGAGCAAGGCGUAUACAGAGGGAGGCAUUGGUAAACCACCUCUGAGUUCACCAGCCCAGGACAGGGAGGGUAUAAAGGCUUAA
Molecule: messenger RNA, 273 nt
Organism: Gryllus bimaculatus (two-spotted cricket)
Lineage: Eukaryota; Metazoa; Arthropoda; Insecta; Orthoptera; Gryllidae
Source: the annotation of a GenBank genome assembly